Messenger RNA from Neolamprologus brichardi, 2738 nucleotides. The record is from RefSeq and is a predicted model, not a curated record. Lineage: Eukaryota; Metazoa; Chordata; Actinopteri; Cichliformes; Cichlidae.
UCUGACAUUUCCACAGACUUGUCUGUGUUUUUGUUUCUGCAGGAUGUGCAGCAGCUGCAUCCCACGCUGAUAAAACUUUGGUAUUUCAGACGAGAUGCAAAGUUACUUCCUACAAAGGCUUCUCAAACCGCUUCACCGCCAAGAUCCGCGCAUAUUCAGCCCGACUUAUAACUGACUGCUUUCGAAAGGAAAUACACCAGAAUCGUCGAGCGGUCGUUGAUAAACGGGAGCCUGCUGGAUGCAGUUUUAAGUGUUUUGUAAAGAUUGCAGAUGAAGUUGCUCGUAUUUAAGUCGCCACAUACAGGAAACGAGACAAAGAACGCCUCUGAUACAGAACUGAAACCUGCGCCGAUGAAGCUUUGACAGAGCCAUGUUCCCCGGCUGUCCUGUGAACUGAAGCGAUGGAGAGCUCGUCCUCCACAGUGAGGCGGCGAGCAUGGAUCAACAGCAGCCGUCAGCGGGUCACUUUGGAAGACCCCGAAGGGCCUCUGUGCCCGUUCCCAUCUGCCUCCAUAGCGGACGAUGAUGUGUUCUCUGAUGGAUGCCUUGCAGGAAAGAUUGAGAACUGGCUUCUCAGUUGUGGGUCAGAUGCCUGCUCAGACAACAGCGGUCAGCUGAGUUUUGCUUCUGUGGUAGAAGGUGGAGAUGUUAAACCUGAGCCUGGCUUGACACGACAGCCGUCCAUCAGACAAAAGAGCAGGCUCACCAGCACACCUCGUCAAGGACUAUGUUUGCCAUCGAUGAACUUGGGCCACAGCGUAACUUCCAGCUGCUUCUCUGCCUCAACCUGGAAAAGUACAUCAACGGCCAACGCUUUCUAUUCCCUGUACUCCCACGUGUCCCGCACUCCUCUCCAGAAACUGUCCACACCGGAGUUCACCUUCUCUUCCCCUGUGCAGAGGAUCGAACGGUUCAGAAGCAGCAUUCGAAGUGAGCCACGCUCUCCAGUAGAGAGGCUGAAGGACACUGUCAAUAAGAUGUGUCUCUACACGGGCUCUCCCCGGGGGUCUGACUCCACCUCUCCACAGCCUUCACCCAGGAAAAGAUCCAGCCUGCCAGAAGUUGUGGAUAUAGUGUGGAAAAACAAGAGUGGAGUUAACAAGAAGCUGGAUUUGGAGGAAUGUAAUAGCAAUAAUUCAGCUAUGGAUGUUAACCAGAUCACAGACGGUGAAAAUGGGCUGGAAACUCAACAGUCAACGGCGGACACGGAGAUUCUCGAGGACAGAAAUAAAACCUGUGAAACGGAAAUGAUGGAUGAUAAUAAACAGCCAAAGGAUGUUGACUCUGGUGAAAAUGACUCCAUGACUCAGGGUGUAAGAACAUCUGUAGCAUCAUCAUUAUCAGAAGAAACUGUCAUAGAAACCCACUCUGAAUCAUUUCCAUGUCAGCCAGAGCCAGACUCAUGUUUGACACAAAGUAACAAAAGGACAGCGGAACUAAAGCCUGUUGCCAAGGUUACAUACGAUUUAAUUUGCCCCCAGAUAGUCGAGAGUGUACACCGGGCACCUUUUUGCAGUCAAAGGACACACAGUCCGGAAAGUUUGACUCCCUCAGAGAGAGAAAGCACAGAUAAAUCCUGUUCUGUAUCACACAAAUUCAGUCUACAAGCCUCCGUGACAAAGUCUAACCUGAAUUCACACACAGACGAUGUUGGCUCUUCAGGUGAGGCCACGCGGGGGGACGCAUCUAGAUCACUUCCUGUCUCUGAACCCAGUGGUAGCUACACUCAUUACUGCAUAACUGUGACUGGCUGGGAAGGCGAUGAUGUGCCAUCCUCUUCUUCGAAAACAUCAGAUUCCAGUCAUGCUUCGCAUGAUUUCUAUGGAGAGAAAAAGUCUCCUUCUGAGAAGCAAGGACAGUUUCUGAAUCCUCUGAUGCAUCAGAGCCUGGGCAAGCUCUCCAGUAACCUUCAGCAGGUUAAUUCCUUUGAGCUGGAAGAGGUGCAUAGUGCAGGAGAGGAAGACUUGGGACAGUCAGAAACUCCAAGAACUACAACCUCACCAUUUUCAAAAAAACAUCAAUACAAAGGUGAAGUGGUCCGCGGUGACAGCAUGCAGUCGGACAGCAGCGGCUACGCGGACGAAGAAGUUAGCUCCUCAUCAGACAGACACAGCAGAUGACAGACCGCUCAUGCAAACAGCAUGCACGGCAGUGCCUGAGUUUGUGAAACUCUGCCAAGCACUUCCUAUCAAAAUAAAAUCAUCGUACUGUAAGACUUGCUCAUGUCACGACUUUAGAGGUUUUUUUCAGUGAGAAUAUUUUUGAACAAAGUAUUAAGUUUUUCCAUCGUGCUCAUAUUUAACAAAGAUUAUUGUAUUCUUAAUAAGUAGACAGUGGAAAAUCUUUUAUUUAAAUGGCAAGCUAGUCAUAAUACAGGUGAAAGGCUGCAUUUCAAAGAUUAUUCCUGUGGAGCUAACAUUUUACUUCCAUUUAUUGUUUUUGUAUCACAGCAGAGGAGCAUCACAAGUUUAAUGUCAGCAUCACCAUCAGUUUCAUGCACCUUGAACUCAAUGUCAGUGUGAAUAAAACUACACAGAUGUGUCCAUCCUGCAUUGAGCGACAGACGUUUUCUUGAGUAGUGCAAAAAAAUAUUUUAUUAAAUGACUUCACAGCAUUUUACCAACUAACAGCUACAGUAAGGCAAGGUGAAGUGACACAACGGGCAGUUACAGAGAAUACUCUGGAAGCCAGUCAUCAGCUUUUAUGUGGAAACUUAUCAGUCACAUCAACAGAAAAAC